ACAGUCAUCUUCCAUCAAAGCGAAACCCCUCUCUCUCUCUCUCUCUCUCUCUCUCUCUCUUCAUCACUGCACACUGCACCUCUCUGCUCCCACAUGCGACAACCCACCACCAUACAAGCAAUCACAGUCACAGACCCCUCUCUCUCUCUCUCUCCCCACUAAGAAAAUUCAUCGUCGUUUUGCGGUAAUUGAUGGCCAAAACAGCACAAUGAUGGAUUCAUCAGAGACACCUCAUUGCACUGACAUUACCAGUAACUGAGAGAGAGACCUCUUCAUUUUCUUCACCUCUCUUCUUCUUCUUCUUCUUCUUCUUCUUCUUCAUCAAUGAAGAUCUCUUCCAAGUCAAUCCUCAGCCCAUGCAGAGGCAGAAACACACCCAUCUGUCUCUCCACCUCUCUCAGCCGCAGACUCAGAACCAACACAAGCCUCAAAGGGGGCCAAUCUCCGAUGUUCCCCACCUCCGGCAAGAAGCGAGGCUGCGCAUUGGAAAACCCAGGCGAGCCUUCGUCUCCCAAGGUGACCUGCAUUGGGCAAGUUCGUGUGAAGACGAAGAAGAAACAAGGGAAGCGAAUGAGAGGAGGUGAAGUGGGUGUGGGUUUUGGAAGAGUUGAGCAGAGUCGUGAAGGGUUCAACAACAACAACCACCCAAAUCAGAUUCAGAAUCAGGAGUGCUUGAAACACAGAAAUCAGAGGUGGGUUCAUCUUCCAUUGUCGAUUUGUGAAGCUUUGAGAGGAUUUGGGUCUGAAUUCAGCUGUUUGUUUCAAUGCGGAAGAGAAAAGGAAGAAAAAACAGAGGCAGGAGAGAGGAGUCUGAGAAGACAUGUGGAUUUGGGGGAGAAGAUAGAGAUCGAAGAAGAGAAAUGGGAAGUGAAUGAUUGUAUUGUUGAGGAAGAGGAAGAGGAAGAGGAAUCGAGAGUGAGCAUUUGUAUUCCUCCCAAGAAUGCUCUGUUGUUGAUGAGAUGUAGAUCUGAUCCGAUGAGAAUGUCAGCUCUCACCAAUCGUUUAUGGGAAUUACAAUCUGCUCCUGAAGGUGAAGAAGAAGACAAUGAUGAUCAUGAACAGAUUGAAAUGUCUGAGAAUUUGACUUCAAUUACAGCUAAUGAAGAAGAAGAAGAAGAUGCAGAUGAAGAUUUAGUUAUGGAGGUACAAGAAGGUGAAGAGAAAGAAAACCCAGAAGAUAAAUUAGAGAUUAUCCAAGAAGAAGAUGAUAAUGAAGAAGAAGAAAAGCAACAAGUGAGUUCUUUAUCUGAAGCAUUUGCAGAUCCUGAGAAAUUGGAAAAUGAAGAAGAAGAAAAAGAAGAUGCUUCAAAUUUGAUUCAAGAAAGAGAAAGCCAUCACUCUUCAAGUACAGAAGAUGAAACAGAGGAGAAAGAGACCCAAGAGAGAUUGGAGUCAGAGGAGAGAGAAAGAGAAAGCCAUGAGAAUCUAGAGAGCGAAAAUAAGGAGGAGGAGAGAGAGAGGAGAUCAGUGUUGCCGGACUGUUUGCUUCUGAUGAUGAGAGAGCCAAAGCUAUCAAUGGAGGUUUCGAAGGAGACAUGGGUGUGUAGUACGGACUUCAUCAGAUGGCUACCAGAGAGGCCAGUCAACACAAAGGACGGCUCUGAUGAUCCCAAAAAAAGGAUCAGCAUUGACUCUAAUAAUCCUGCGCCGCCGCGGUCCUCCUGCUCUUUUCCGGCGCCGGCGUCUAUGUCUAUGGCGGCAAUGAUUGAGCAUAAGCUAGCGUGCGAGCCGCUUGUACUGAAGCGCUGCAAGUCGGAACCGAGGAGGUCGGCGGCGGCUAAGCUCGCUCCGGAGACAUGUUUCUGGAAGAAUAGGAACCUUGAGCCGCAUCGGAGAGCCACGUUCGGUGUCGGCGCGGCUGGGGUUGGGUUUUGAGUGGAGCUGAUAGAAGGGGAAUUGACUGGGUGUGGGCGGUCGUAUGGGAAAACUGUAGUAUUGUAGUGCUUUUUCUUCUAUGGCAUGUUUGUAAUUAUAUUUUGAAUAAAUCUUCAUCUACAAACACUUUCUUACUACACACUGGUCAUGGUCGAUUCCGGGGGCACAAUUAACAUUUUUCAUUUAUGGUUGAAACUCACCGUAUUAGAUUU
Camellia sinensis is the source of this 2087-nucleotide messenger RNA. RefSeq lists its product as uncharacterized. Lineage: Eukaryota; Viridiplantae; Streptophyta; Magnoliopsida; Ericales; Theaceae. The record is from RefSeq and is a predicted model, not a curated record.